Messenger RNA from Prorocentrum cordatum, 897 nucleotides. NCBI's taxonomy places the organism in Eukaryota, Dinophyceae, Prorocentrales, Prorocentraceae. The record is from the annotation of a GenBank genome assembly.
AUGUCGUUGGCAAAGCGUGCUGCAACUACCUUGAAGCAGGUGCGUGCUUCUGGGCCGUUGGUGCAAUGUGUGACGAACUACGUCAGCAUGGACAUCAUGGCAAAUGUACUCAUUGCUGCCAAAAUGUCUCCUGCCAUGGCCCAUGGUGGCGUCUGCGGCGAGGCCGCAGAGUUUGCCAAAAUUGCAAGUGGCGUGAACUUGAAUCUUGGCACACUUGAUGAAGAUUGGGCCAUUGGCGCAAAGGCUUCUGCUAUGGUGUGCAAAGAUAUGAAGAAGCCAUGGGUGUUGGACCCAGUUGGUUUCGGCGCGCUGUCCUACCGCACAGGCGUGAUCAAAGAGUUGAUCGAAAUGGGACCUACUGUUCUGAAGGGUAACGCCUCUGAGAUAAUCACGUGUGCAAAACUAACGUACCCGGAGGAUUUUGCAGUUAUGCCAGCCACCAUUGUCCCGGACGGCGAAGCCACAGAAGCGAAGGGUGUCGAUUCAACGAUCUGCAGCGACACUGUGAAUACGAAGCUAUUGGAUGCGUUUGCCAAGAAGUUUGGUGGUGUUGUCUGUAUGACAGGCAAGUAUGAUUAUGUCACCGAUGGUGCGAGUGAGAAGUAUUGGGUCAAGCACUCCGUACCCAUGCUGCAGGACUUCACCGCGAGCGGCUGCGCCCUUGGCGCCAUCAUCACCGGCUUCUGUGCCACCGGGAGCCAGAUGGAGCCCGCGCAGUCUCAUGCUUGUUCGACGGCCCAAGCCGUGGCUUAUUACACGUUGACUGGCAAACGGACCAUGGAAGAUCCGAGCUAUAGCCGCGGGCCUGGCUCGUUUCGCCAAGGCUUUCUGGACACGCUUCGGAAUUUGACAGAAGACGAAGUCGAGCAGCUGAGCAAGAUCGAGAAAGUGGAGUGA